Salvia splendens (bonfire salvia) is the source of this 768-nucleotide messenger RNA. Its product is annotated as putative late blight resistance protein homolog R1A-10. NCBI's taxonomy places the organism in Eukaryota, Viridiplantae, Streptophyta, Magnoliopsida, Lamiales, Lamiaceae. Gene Ontology annotation, molecular function: ADP binding. Bases 1 to 768 code for a protein of 255 amino acids. The record is from RefSeq and is a predicted model, not a curated record. The transcript is spliced from 3 exons.
AUGAGGCAGGCCGCUUAUGUCGGAAGUAGUUGUUGGGGAUUGACACCAACUGUUUUCGUUGUGUUCUGUAUUGAGCGUAUUUCUUUGCAAGUACUGUUUGAGCAGAUUUCAGAAACAUCAACACAAAGAGGAGAAAGGAAAUUAGUAGAGGUAUCUGAGUCCGAAGCUCAGCUCCAGAGAAGUGUCUCAACAUCUGGUGGUUCGUCGAGAUCUUCCAUCAUGGUGGGGUUUGAUGAUGUAUUACUUGAAAUCAUGCACAAGCUCACCAAUGGACAAGACGAUCGCCAACUCCGAGUCAUCCCUGUUGUAGGCAUGGGAGGGAUAAGUAAGACCACUCUCGCUAAACUUGUUUAUGCACAACCGUUGAUUAAGCCAACAAAGGAAGAAAUUAGUGAAAAUGAAGUAGGAUUAACACUCUACAAAUAUUUAUUCAAUAGAAGGUUUAUAGUUGUAAUUGAUGAUGUGUGGAGUGUUGAUGCAUGGGAUAAGAUGCAAACGUUCUUUCCCGAUAAUUGGAAUGGUAGUCAUGUAGUGGUGACGACUAGGCAAUCGCAGUUGAGUUCUCAAUUGAACAGCAAUUAUUCCCUUCGAUUGAAGUUAUUAGAUGAGGUUAGUAGCUGGGAUCUAUUCUCCAACUCUGUGUUUGGGAAGGAAAGUUGUCCAGUUGAGUUGGAGGAAAUUGGGAAGAAAAUUGUAGAGAAUUGCAGAGGACUUCCUUUAGCAAUUGUUGUGGUGGGAGGUGUUUUGAAAAAGGUGGAACACACUUAA